Molecule: messenger RNA, 2156 nt
Organism: Zophobas morio
Lineage: Eukaryota; Metazoa; Arthropoda; Insecta; Coleoptera; Tenebrionidae
Exons: 3
Coding region: 1-492 (163 amino acids)
Source: RefSeq, a predicted model, not a curated record
AUGGUCUCGUUUAUGAGGAUUUUGUCUAGCAUAUUGACUUUAGUUACAUUAACUUUUGAAAAAAUAGAUACGCAAGAAAAUUUGUUGUAUGCUGCUCGCGAUAUCCGUUUCUUUGAAGGAGACCUGAUUGAUAUUAAAGAAAAUAAUAUCAUAGUUAUAACAUGUAAUUGUCCGACCUUGAACUUUCAUCUGAUACUCAAAACUAAAUAUGUUAAACGCUACACCUUCACAAGCAAAACUCAUACAUGUUAUACAUACGAAAUUGCGUCCACUUCCGAAAAAAUGCAGCUAGUCCACAAUGGGGAAGUAGUGGCAACAGCAGAGGAUGGUUUGGAGACAAUGGUCCUUAAAUGUUCUUCAAAAUAUGCUUCCUGGAAAAUUUUGAAGACCUGCUGGAACGGCGCCGAGUCACAUCCUUGUCGUAUCGAUUGCCCUCAUCAACACUGCGAGGAGUACGAUAGCCAACUUGACGUUCAUACAAGUAUAGUAUAACAAACAAAUUUUACGUUAACCAUAUUCAUUAUAUACAAACAUAUAACGAAAAUAUUGUAAACAUUCUAAUUAAAAAAAAGUAGGGUUUUUGUUGAUUACUAACAACACCAUCCUCACCAGUGCACAAGAACAUUCCUAUGAAUAAAAGUAUGUUAGGUAUCAUUUGAUGCUAUUAGUAUACUGGCUAUGGGUGGUGUGACGAGCCAUCACUAAAUUCGUUCACAAGAAAAUUGUAACAAAAAGACGAAUAACAAAUCCCCAAAACAUAACAAAAUUCGAAAAUUUGCAAAUCAUAAUUACUUAACACGCAUGUCCUAAUCUGCAUAUAGUACCAUUCAAAUAGAUAAUCAAACUCAACCACUAAUCCCCGAACGCAGGAACAAAAUUCGCAUAUUCGCAAAUUGCAAAUAUCAUCGCACUUGUCAGACACUGCAAACAACAUGUACAGAACCGUACACCAUAAAAAUCGCCAUUCGCAAUUACUUUCAUCCGAAAUUGUAUCCAAACUAAAGCAGCUGCAAACGAAACGCAGACGAAUAAAAAACAUCAAAAAACGCCGCCUUCACAAACAGAUGCAACAGGCUGACAAAAUGUGGCGAUGACGACAUGGGAACCAUGGCGCAAGUUGAGGAAAACUCGAUGAUAUACGACACAGUACUCGCAUAAAAACGUCAGAAAAGAAACCACAAUUAAACGAAAUUAAACCCUAUAAAACAGCGAAAUAAAACCUAAAGUCGCGUCCCGAGUAAUACAUAAAUCACGAAGAAAUAUGGCUUACUAACGUCGCGGGAGACAAGAUUAAUGGGUAAAAGUCCCUAUAAAAGCAGUCGCGCUGGAAGUGAUAUUCAUUCAAGUCCCGAGUUGCAGUCGAAGACUAUGCCCAUUUUCGUACCGAGUUUUUUUGCUAUUUUUGCUGAAUUUUGAACAAACUUCGGUCGUACAUAUGAAGCGUUUAAUUUAUGCGUUUUAAUCGAAAGGUCUUCGAUACCUUUGGUGCGAACAGAAGAUAGCGCCAGGGCGAAAGGAAUUUGGCACUUUUGGCCUUUCGUCGAGGAGGAUUCUUUGAUAAUUUACCGAUCGUUUUUUUUGUGAUAAUUAAUCCAAUGUUUCCUUAAUUUGCGUUUCCGAAUUGAAACCAUUUUCUCACCGUGCUUUAGCGCAUUUAUGGUACUAAUUUCUCAACGUUUAGCUGUACUUAAAGACUGUGACUAUUCAUAUUUUCGUUUAUUUGACUGUCCCUUAACCGCUAAUUUUCUCGUGAACAAGUGUUCGCGCUCGGCGUAUUUAGUUACUCAAAGAAAGGAAAAGGAAUUUACCUCUUUCUUUACAUGUUUAAAUUCACAAGAUAGCGUAGAUUUAAGUUUUAGUUGCUUUCCUUAUUCUCAGUGGAAAAUUUCUUUGAAUUCCACUGAAUUAUUAGUUUAAUUGUUUUUAACUGUAGUACUUAUCUAGCGGAUAACUGCCCAAAAACAAUUUAUUGAAUACUUAAGUGGUUCACUCGAAUUCGCGUUAGCAGUUUUCGAAGUUUAUUUAUCACGCACGUAACAUUAAUAUUGUUUAGCAGGUAUCGCAAAGAAUUAGGGAUUAACUAAAUUAAUUUCCAGUUUUAAUUGCAUGAUGAUUUUUAGGAUUAAAUUUAGUUAGAGUCGUGCGUUAUGUUCAUA